AGGGGUUACGGAGACGACGCAGAACCAUAUUUAUUUUGGUUUGGAAAUUAGUCCGCAAGAGACCCCGUGCGUGGAUCGUUCGGCCGUGCGUUUCGCACACCUCAAUUCGGGCGGAUUGAAUUUCCAAGUACUUGCUUAUCGGAGAUCAAGAACUAAAAAACAUGACCCGUGGAAAUCAACGUGAACUAGCACGAGCCAAGAACUUGAAAAAAACGCAAAAGAAGGCAGCGUCUGAGCAGGACAGUAAUAAAGGUCUUUCCUUGGAGCAACGUAAAGCACGUGACGCGGAACGAAUGAGAGAGAAACAACUUAAGAAACAACAGGAACAACCAGAUAAGUCUAAGCAGGCGGCGAGAUAAUUCAAGGGAGGUGUAUAAAUUUUUACGAUAAAAACGAUUAUCACACACUGCGACGGUUAUGUUAAAAAGAAUCACGGAUAUAAGAGACACGAAGGUUGAUGCUUACCAAAAAUGCAAAAGGGAAUCGUCAUGCUUUUGACGUUUAAGAAUUUUUCCAUUGUCGGCCGUACACAACUAUAUCAGUUGUAUGACACACUGCAGGACCUAGCCUCGAUUAUCUUGUUAUUUAUACAUUGCUCAGAAAAACAGUUAUAUAGCCGUAUGUGUAUAAAACUCGACGUUACCUACAGCUAAAUUCAGUCAAAGAAAAUGCGCGUUUGACUGAUUUUUCUAGGUAUAAGGAUAUUAAUUAAAUAAUACGACGUUUGUAGUACUAAUUUUCUCAAUCUGUAAAUUCAAAUUUUCGCAUACUUAUUUAAUAUGUUAUCUAAUUAAAUGUGUAAGGAGCGAGCGACUACUAGAUACGUAUAUGCUUGCCAUCGUUCUCUUUCGCUCGUAAUAAACUGUUCAAAGUUUAA
Cataglyphis hispanica is the source of this 877-nucleotide messenger RNA. RefSeq names its product putative SERF-like protein. The coding region runs from base 162 to 359 and encodes 65 amino acids. The transcript has 3 exons. NCBI's taxonomy places the organism in Eukaryota, Metazoa, Arthropoda, Insecta, Hymenoptera, Formicidae. The record is from RefSeq and is a predicted model, not a curated record.